This is a messenger RNA of Metarhizium acridum CQMa 102, 2259 nucleotides long. Its product is annotated as Ribosome biogenesis protein erb1. Gene Ontology annotation, cellular component: preribosome, large subunit precursor; PeBoW complex. Gene Ontology annotation, molecular function: ribonucleoprotein complex binding; protein binding. Lineage: Eukaryota; Fungi; Ascomycota; Sordariomycetes; Hypocreales; Clavicipitaceae. Gene Ontology annotation, biological process: maturation of LSU-rRNA from tricistronic rRNA transcript (SSU-rRNA, 5.8S rRNA, LSU-rRNA); ribosome biogenesis. The record is from RefSeq and is a predicted model, not a curated record.
AUGGCUUCUCUUCGUGGAAUCCGCAAGAGGAAAGGCCUCGACAUGCCCGAUGACACGUCCGACCUUGAGUUUGAUGGAUGUACGCUGGACGGAGUCUUGUCGCAGAGCGAGAACGAGUCAGAGGACGAAAGUACCGAGUUUGAAGACUUCGACUCAGAUCCGGAUGAAAGUCAGAGUGAUCUCGACAGCAACUCCGUCGACAACGAGCCCAAAACAGUUAACGCUACGCUCGACUCUGGGGCGAAAGGUGGCGGAGAGGGACCUUCUUACCGUGUUGUGACCGAUGCUAACGGCGGGGAGCGCUACGAAUAUGACGAAGUCGACCCCGUCUACGAUAGCGAUGAUACGGACGCUCAAGGCCUAGCGAACACUAUCGGCAACAUUCCAUUGUCCUUCUACGACUCGUAUCCACACAUUGGAUAUGACAUCAAUGGGAAGAAGAUUAUGCGUCCUGCCACUGGCGAGGCUCUCGACGCUUUGUUAGACAGUAUAGAACUUCCGAAGGGUUGGACUGGCUUGACGGAUCCUGAGACGGGCAAGCCGUUGAAUCUAAGCCAGGAUGAAUUGGAACUCCUGCGUCGGCUGCAGCUGGGCGAGGUUCCAGAAGAAGGCUAUGAUCCUUACCCAGACAUGAUUCCGUAUUUCACUAGCAUCGAAGAGCAAAUGCCCAUCAGUGCGACUCCGGAACCCAAAAGAAGAUUCAUCCCUUCCAAGCAUGAAGCUAAGCGAGUUGCUCAGCUUGUCCGAGCUAUCAAAGACGGUCGAAUUCUCCCCUAUAAGCCGUCAGAGGCCAAAGCGGAAGAAGGAGAAAGGGAGGAAGAAGGGUCGUUUUACGAUAUUUGGGCCAACGAGGAGCCCAGAGACCACCACAUUAUGAACAUACCUGCACCGAAGCUCUCCCCACCUGGAUAUGAUUUAAGCUACAAUCCACCACAGGAAUAUUUGCCCACGGCAGAGGAGAGAAAAGCUUGGGAAGACGCAGAUCCCGAGGAAAGAGAAAAGGAGUACCUCCCCGCAAGAUUCGAAUCCUUGCGAAAAGUUCCUGGUUAUGCCGAGUUAGUCAAGGAGCGGUUUGAACGGUGUCUAGACCUUUAUCUGGCGCCAAGAGUUCGCAAGAACAGGUUGAAUAUCGACCCCAAUUCAUUACUCCCCAAACUCCCCCGACCAGAGGAGCUUAAACCUUUUCCGACAAUGUGCCAAACUAUCUUCAAUGGUCACGAAGGUCGUGUGCGGUCGGUGGCCUUUAGUCCGGAUGGGGAAUGGCUUGCAUCGGGUGGUGAUGACGGCACUGUGCGUCUCUGGGCUAUUAAUGGCCACCAAGAGUGGAUGGCGAAACUGAGUUCUGAGGAUGCGGUCGAUUGUAUUCGGUGGCGUCCAAACAGAGAGACUUUCAUUCUCGCCGCUGCAGCAGGGGAGAGCUUGUUUUUUGUCGUGCCCCCUGUCUGCAGCGAUGCCAUGGAGCAGGCGAGUCGGGCGGUUCUUGAUGCAGGUUUUGGGUACGCGGCACCCUCCAAACCUGGUUCCGGAGUCGACGGCGGGGCCAAGGAGUCUUCUGCAAAAUGGUCAAGGCCCGGGUCUAAAUUUGAAGACGCGGGUGUCUUGCUCAAGGCUACUGUCAGAGCAGCAAUAAAAACGCUGAACUGGCAUAGGCGUGGCGACUUUCUCUGUUCCGUCUCCCCAACCGGACAAAGAAGCUCCGUGGCUAUCCACACCCUCUCACGACAUUUGAGCCAGAUUCCCUUUCGUCGACUGCCUGGGCUUGCGCAAGCUGCUCAGUUCCAUCCCUCGCGGCCCUUAUUUUUUGUGGCGACUCAGAGGAUGAUCCGGUGCUAUGACCUUCAGAAGCAGGAACUUGUGAAAAUUGUACAACCUGGAGCCCGGUGGAUAUCUUCAUUUGACAUACAUUCUGGCGGCGAUAACCUCAUUGUGGGUUCGUAUGACCGCAGGCUGCUGUGGCAUGAUUUGGAUCUCUCGAGCCGGCCAUACAAAACUAUGAGGUUUCACAGUGAAGCAAUUCGUGCGGUAAAGUAUCACAGGAACCUGCCGCUGUUUGCAGACGCUAGUGAUGACGGGACUCUUCAGAUUUUCCACGGUAAGGUGGUCAGCGAUCUGAUGGAAAACGCGACCAUUGUUCCGGUAAAAAUGCUGAAGGGUCACGCAGUCGUCAGCAAGCUGGGCGUAAUGGAUGUUGACUGGCACCCACGGCAUCCGUGGUGCCUCAGCGCCGGAGCAGAUGGCACCUGUAGAUUAUGGACGUGA